Molecule: messenger RNA, 1292 nt
Organism: Pichia membranifaciens NRRL Y-2026
Lineage: Eukaryota; Fungi; Ascomycota; Pichiomycetes; Pichiales; Pichiaceae
Exons: 2
Coding region: 66-1292 (408 amino acids)
Biological process (GO): protein import into peroxisome matrix
Cellular component (GO): cytosol
Source: RefSeq, a predicted model, not a curated record
GGGAGAAGCAGUAGCAGCAGAGAUAGUAGCAUUUUCCACUCUACUUUAUCCAACGACGAAACACUAUGGUGGCAGACACCACAUACUAUGAUUUGCUUGAGGUGAAAAGUACGGCAACCGAGCUUGAGAUCAAAAAGUCGUACCGAAAGCUGGCCAUCAAGUACCACCCAGAUAAAAAUCCGGGGAAUGAGUUGGCGGCAGAAACUUUUAAAAAGAUAAGUGAAGCCUACCAGGUGUUGAGUGAUAAGGAGAAGAGGGUGAGGUAUGACCAGGUGGGUAUUCAAGAGAAUGGAGGCGCAGAAAUGGUUGAUCCUGAGAAGUUUUUUGAUGACAUUUUCGGUGGUGAAUCGUUCGUGCCAUAUGUUGGUGAAUUGACUUUGUUGAAGAACCUCACCAAGGAGAUGGAGUUAGAGCAGACACAGGAGGCAGAAAAGGAGGCCAACAAGCUAAAGCAAGAAGAAGCGGACCGAUAUUACGAGACCCACAAAGUAAACAUAUCUUCUAACAGAUAUUUGGGCGACGAAGGCCUGAGCAACAUGAGUGUAGAAGAACAGCAGAAAGCAUUAGAGGCAGAAAGGAAAAAGCUUCACGAUGCAGAAAGAGAAAGGAUUGAUGAGGAACAGCGACAACACAGGGAGAAAAUCCAAGAUGAGUUAACGAAGAAAUUGAUCAAUAGAUUAUCACUGUAUACCGAAACUGAUAAGUCAGAAGACGUUGUCAGAUCUGUGAAAGAGAAGUUCAGAUUAGAAGCUGAAAAUCUCAAGAUGGAGUCUUUUGGUUUGGAGUUGUUGCAUACCAUCGGUACCAUCUACUACAACAAGGCAAGCACGUUCUUGAAAUCGCAAAACACCUUUCUAGGCAUAGGCGGAUGGUUCGGCACGUUGAAGGAGAAAGGUGGAAUAAUCAAGGACACGUACUCCACCAUAAGCAUUGCCCUAGAUGCACAGAGCACGAUGCAGCAAUUGGCAAAGAUGAACGAAAGAAGAGAAAAGGAAGCGACCAAGGCGAAUGAAUCUGUAGCAGAAAUGGAGAAAAUGCUUAUGGGCAAGAUAAUAGCCGCUGCAUGGAAAGGAUCGCACAUGGAAAUUUCUUCUAAUUUGAGAGAAGUGGUUUCUAAUGUGCUCUAUGACGAAACCGUACCACUUUCGAAAAGGGUUGAGAGAGCAGAAGCGUUGAAGAUCAUUGGCACUGUAUUCAAAAACGCAGAAAGAUCUAAAUGGGAAGCAGAAGAGGCAAAGAUUUUCGAGGAGUUAGUAGCCGAGGCUACGCAGAAGAAAACCAAGAAGAAGUGA